AUGGUUCCAUCUCCGUCUCUGUCUUUUUCCCGUAAGACACUGGGUGCGGAGCGUGUUCGCUGGUACCGCCACAACCCCUACGGUCCCUGCGUUUCAGAGCCACUGCCCGCCAUAGCUGCCGCCCCUGCCCCAUUUGCCGCCGCACUAGAUGCCCCUUUCUUGGUGGAUGCCGGCCUGAACGCCACCCCACCAGUUGUUUUGCCUACCGAGGAUGCAAAGGACCCUGUUUCUUGCACCGGCCUGGUUGGGUUCAAGUACGGAGUGAAAAAAUUUCAAGCUCCUUUCAGCGUUAAGGUGGGAGAUGCGUUGGUCACGGAGGGGGAUCGCGGUGAGGACCUUGGCUUUGUCAAGCUCGUUGAGCCCCUCUCGAGCAAACCGAAUCAGACCCGAGUAAAAGUGCUCCGCGCGGCCACACCCGAAGACCUUGAAUGCCACAACGCAAUUGCUGCAAAGGAGAAAAAGGCUCUCGGCACGAUGUGCAUGCUUGCAUGGAAGGUAAGGUGUCCCGCCCACAUUAAAGAUGUCAUGUAUCAGCUUGACGGACGCAAGAUUACAGUUAUUAUUGCCAGGGAAUCAAGGUCGUUCGUCGAUUUUCGACGCUUUCAGCGAGCAGCUUUUGAAGUGUUUCGUUGCCGCGUGUGGUGUGCGUACCUUGAUGAGAUUGUUGCACUAGAAGUGAAUAACAAUACAAGUACCGUUCCUCCACUGCCGCGGCAACGUGCCGUGCACAAGCGGGGAGGUUCCUGUUCAGGACGGACGCCCCCAGAAGCUUGUGAAAUGACUGCCCAUGCAUAG
Trypanosoma conorhini is the source of this 795-nucleotide messenger RNA. RefSeq lists its product as uncharacterized. NCBI's taxonomy places the organism in Eukaryota, Euglenozoa, Kinetoplastea, Trypanosomatida, Trypanosomatidae. The record is from RefSeq and is a predicted model, not a curated record. Bases 1 to 795 code for a protein of 264 amino acids. The transcript has a single exon. Gene Ontology annotation, cellular component: cytoplasm.